Molecule: messenger RNA, 330 nt
Organism: Lachnellula hyalina
Lineage: Eukaryota; Fungi; Ascomycota; Leotiomycetes; Helotiales; Lachnaceae
Gene: Max
Product: Protein max
Exons: 2
Biological process (GO): regulation of transcription by RNA polymerase II
Molecular function (GO): protein dimerization activity; DNA-binding transcription factor activity, RNA polymerase II-specific; RNA polymerase II cis-regulatory region sequence-specific DNA binding
Source: RefSeq, a predicted model, not a curated record
GGGAGAGGAAGCAUGUCUACAUCACCUGCGCGCGAGGGUUCUGCGAACGCGGGUAGUUCGAAUGGGAAUCUGGACGAGAAACCUAGAUUAUCAGAACAUGAGAAGAAGGCGAAUCAUAUUGCUUCUGAACAAAAACGCCGGCAAGCUAUCCGCGAAGGCUUCGAUCGUCUCACGGAGCUUGUACCUGGAUUAGAAGGACAAGGGAGGAGCGAGAGUGUGGUUCUCAAAAAAACUGUCGAUUAUAUGCGCGCACAGUUGGAUGAGAGGAGGAAGCUGGUUGGUAGGAUUGAGGAGUUGGGCGGGCAGGUGGAGGACGGUAUGAAGCGAUGA